Messenger RNA from Cryptotermes secundus, 1016 nucleotides. Its product is annotated as ninjurin-1. Gene Ontology annotation, cellular component: membrane. The transcript is spliced from 3 exons. The record is from RefSeq and is a predicted model, not a curated record. The coding region runs from base 69 to 434 and encodes 121 amino acids. Gene Ontology annotation, biological process: cell adhesion; tissue regeneration. Lineage: Eukaryota; Metazoa; Arthropoda; Insecta; Blattodea; Kalotermitidae.
GAACGGAGACAGAUUGAGACGCAGGGCUCCCAGUGUUCAGGCCACUGUCUGCAAGUGCAAGUGCCACAAUGGCGUCCAACUCGUCAGAUUUUGGCCACAAUAAGUACGCGACCAAGAAGACCAUCACACAGGGUCUUCUGGACAUCGCGCUGCUGACAGCCAACGUCAGCCAGCUGAAGUUCCUGCUGGAGGUGGGGGAAAGCCACCCGUACUACGUGCUCCUGCUCACCCUGCUCGCCGUGUCCUUAGCCCUGCAGUUGCUGAGAAGCUGCGUGAACGUGGUCCUGGGUGCACUGUACGACAUCGCCGAAGAGACCCAACAGAAGACAGCUGCAGUGCUCAACAACGUAGUGCUCGGCCUCGGGGUCGUCACCACUGUGGUCAAUGCAAUAAUAUCGGCCUUCGACAUGAGCGAGACCGUAGUUCCUCAGUGACGGUGCAGGAUUAUACUCGUAUUUCUAACUUCCCAGAGUGUGCUUACAGUGGAGGGGGGAGGGGCUAUGGCAUGCCAUUUCAGUUUUCAUCUAUUCUGUUGUAAAAGUGAAGUGGCCCAUACCAGACGUCGGUACUAGACGGCCAGGGGUCACAGUUACCCUGUGGACGGGACCCAAAGGCUUACAGGACAAUCAUGACAUUAAUUAGGCUUACCACAUUGUUCGAAUCUUGAAAACACUACAUAUCGCCUCAUAACUUCUCGGUUGCUACAGUGUGUAUGAAAUAUAAAGUUCUCCCAGUGAUUAAAAUUAAUAUUGUCAUGUUCUGAGUCAUGACAUCGUGUAGUCUGAUAACUAGGUACCUACAUUUCAGAGGAAAAUGGGAGCAACAUAUUCUCUGAAACGUCGGUACCUACCCACUAUAAAACACAGCGUUAUAACACAAAGCAACAUACAAUACGGUUUAAAUUGUCUGAAAAACGAGUAUUCGCUCAGAUUUAAUGAAAUUAGGAAGUAAACAAUUAUACUAUAUAUAUAUAUUUAAAUCGUCAAAGAAAGUUAUAAAUAAACUAAUUCAACAUA